Messenger RNA from Anthostomella pinea, 2169 nucleotides. Lineage: Eukaryota; Fungi; Ascomycota; Sordariomycetes; Xylariales; Xylariaceae. The record is from the annotation of a GenBank genome assembly.
AUGAGCAACCUACCUCAGAAUCGAGAGGCGCACUACAACCCUGCGUCGCCUCAUUCGUCCAGUGGUGCAGCCGAUUCUUUCAAAGGCACCCCGGACACGCGACUCACAGCCUUCUCUCCUGACGACGGCUCCUCCAAGUCCUCCCGGGCAUUGCAGUCUCUGAACUUCGGCAACCGAGACAAUGGUCCCAUUCGUUUCGCGGUCUCCUCUCCGCGCUCGCGUGAGCUUCUGCGUUCGCGAGAGCUUCUGCGUUCGCGAGAGCUUCCGAGCUCAUUCUACCGCAACAAUCUGCAGCUCGAGAAGGACCCGUUCGUGUCGUCUUCGGCCACCGAUGUAGCCAGAUCGGCGCAGAAGCUAUCGCCAACGGCGUCGGUUUUCUCACCUUUCCCCACGCCCACCAUUACUCGCGGUUCAGCCUCAGAGCCGAUCGGUGCCCCGAGACCGGGCUCGAGAGAUCGUGGCCAGGUCCAAGUCCAGUCAUCUACAGACAAUGCCCAGCAGGUCAAGUUUGUCCACACCAGCCUGAGCACGGAUCUCGGCAUUUCGAGAUGCCUAGUUCUCUCCAUUUCCGGAGAUAGACUUGGUGCUGUCGAGGUCGGACACUAUUUAUCGGACCUAGAUUCGACAGGUACUCAAUUCGAGGGAGGCAGACAGAUCUGUGACGGUGGAGACCGGGUGUUUGUUCGUUUCGCCAAUAUCCGCGAUGCUUGCGCUGUGUUCUCAAACAUCACCCUUGGAUUCAACCGGAAUUGGUCUGCCAAUUACAUUGCCCCGCGCGAAUUCUCUCAGAUCGUGGAGCCCGCAUCCGGCCUUGUCACAGCUCACGAAGCACAGCUCUACCUGAACGUCUUUGCCACCCCUGCAUCCUUGCACGCGGACAUGCAGCAAUUGGAGGCCACCCUCAAGACCAUCCUACAGGAAGAGGGUGAUCUCUUUGCUUACAAGGCCCAGCCGACGUCCGGAGCAGAGGGCAGCAUCUACAGUGCCGUUGCGGAGUACUGUGACAAUGAUGUGUCCCUCCGUGCCAUCUCGAGAUUCAACAAUUUCAUAGUCGAGGGCGGAUUCCAGGUCUGCAUGGUGCUGUUCCGACCCGACAUUCCUUCGUUCGUCAAUGCAAUGCAAGGCAGUAUCGUCAGCCCUGCUCGAACUACAGCUGACGCAUCGGACUUGGUGGGAGGCUUUACCCGGAUGUCUAUGUCUUCAGGGCCGCAGUCGGUCAUGCAGUCCAUGCGCAAUACUCCAUUCAACACUCCGGCUCGAUCCCCUGGAUUCCACUUCCAGCCAUCUUACGGAAUGGUACCCGUUGUGUACCAAGUUCCCGUCAGCCCACCCUACGUAUUCGACCAGGUUCCCUCGCGUUGCCAGAGUGCUGCGAUGUCGUCCAGCGGCUAUCCCUUCCCAAUGAUGGCUCCAACUACUCCCUACACAUCACAUGAACUUAUGACCCCGCGUCAUUUGCAGCAGACAUACGGUCGACGACAGAAUGCCAUGCGAGUGGCUAGAUCCCCUUACUACCAGCAGUCCAAUCACCAUAACCAUGUCGACGUCAACCGAAUUCGGGAGGGCACCGAUGUUCGCACAACUAUUAUGUUGCGAAACAUACCCAACAAGGUUGACCAGGCGAUGUUGAAGAGAAUCGUUGACGAGUCCAGCUGGGGAAAAUACGACUUCAUGUACCUUCGCAUCGACUUCGCCAACGAUUGCAAUGUCGGUUACGCGUUCAUCAACUUCGUGGAUCCCUUGGACAUCAUCGAUUUCGUGAAUGCUCGAGGCAAUCAACGCUGGAAUUGCUUCAAGAGUGACAAGGUCGCCGAGAUCUCGUAUGCCACUAUCCAAGGCAAAGACUGCCUUGUCCAGAAGUUCCGCAACAGCUCUGUCAUGCUUGAAGCUCCCCAUUAUCGACCCAAGCUCUACUACACCUUGAACGGCCCAUGCCCCGAACUCUCUGGGAAUGAGGAGGCCUUCCCCGAGCCAGACAAUCAGUCAAAGAUGAAGAGAAGCUGCGAGAACGCGGAGCACGUUGGUCUCUUUACACCCAACGCUGGACAGCACUUCCGGGAUGAGCAACGUCGACGCCGCUCUCAGUUUGACCGUGGAACUCGACUAGCAGCACUCGAGGAAUUCGACUAUGAUGCAUCCUCGCAUCAAAGUCGGUACUCCCCGCAGUAA